ACCAAACCCCACACUCUCACUAACAAGAACCUCAAAACAACAAGAACCAAAACCCAAAGUCUCACUAACUCUCUCCUUUUAUACACCACCGUCGACAAAAACAGUCUCUCACUCGUAAUGGAGAGAUAGAUGUGAAACUCUUCUCCAUCAACACUAGCAACCCGAAUUAGAUCUUCAAGGUGCGUGCGUUCGUUCGUUCCUCAUCACCUUUAUUUAAGGCAUGGAUAUUUAUGACAAGAAAAAAGCGUGCGUUCGUUCGUUCCUCAUCACCUUGAAGUGGUGAAUUUGGGUGAUGAAGCAGAAACCUGUGUAGGAAAUUGGAGAAGGAGUUGUGGGUAGUUUGAUCAAGGGAUUCGAACCCUCAUUCGUCAUCUUCUUCAUCACUCGCGAGUGAGUAACCGCUACACCAACCAACAUGAGUUCUCCAAGUCCGUUACAGUCAGCUAUGCUUAUGGGUUCGCCUUGUUUUCCUAACGCCAUUGCUUGGUCUCAAGAUAAUCUCAUUGCUGUUGCUUCUGGAAACCUCGUCACUAUUCUCAGACCAGACUUGCCUAAUGGACCACGUGGCUUGAUUAAAGUCUUACCAAGGGAGCCUCUUAUUGUAGGGUUUGUUCAUAAGAAAGAUGUAGUCUCUGGGUGCCUCAUGCCUACGUCUUUGUAUCGGGAUGAUAAGCCAGUUGUCCAAUCAAUAUCAUGGUCUCCACUUGGCAUGGCUGCCAACUCAGGGUGUUUGUUAGCUGUUUGUACCUCUGAAGGGCACGUGAAGGUUUAUCGUCCUCCUUUUUGUGAUUUUUGUGCUGACUGGAUUGAGGUUGUGGACAUUACUGAAAGGCUCUUUGAAUAUCUUCAAUGUACCGAGUUUAAAGGUGUAGGGGUUCCUUCAUCAGAUUUUUCUGAAGUUCCUAGCAUUAGACCGUGUCUGCAGAAAAAUGCAUUAGCUCAAGCCAAUUCUAUCACACCUAAUGAUGAACUUUUGGAAGAAGUGCCCGAGAAUCAAUUGUCGCCACUGAUUAGCGCUGAUGAAUAUGCUUUCCGUAGUGCAAUGCUAUAUUCACUCGUUGUUUCGUGGUCUCCCUUGCUGCGUGUAGCAUCUGAAUUUUAUCCUGAUCCCAAUACAAGUGCUUCUGUCAGUCUUCUUGCUGUCGGAGGGAAGUCUGGUAAAAUUUCUUUUUGGAGAUUUUACCAACCAGAUUGCUAUACUAUUGAGGAGAGUAAAACUCCAACUGCUGUGAAGUUUGUUGGUUUUCUUCAAGCACACGAUUCGUGGAUCACAACGAUGAGUUGGCUUUUGUUUGCUUUCGAUUCUUCAAUUCCUCUAAUUAUAUUAGCUACUGGAAGCUCUGAUGGGAGUGUGAAGGUUUGGUUGGGUGACAAUGACAAGCUGCUGAAAUCAUCGGAAGUUGAUCAAACUUCCUUCUUGUUAUUGAAUGAGGUUAUAACUGUCAAUGCUGUCCCAGUUUCGGUACUUUCAGUAACUGUGCAUGUUCAAUACCCCUCCAAGAUGCUUUUAGCCAUAGGCAAAGGUUCCGGUUCCAUUGAGAUAUGGCUAUGCGACAUAUCUUCUAGGGAAUUUGAUAAACUUGGGUCAUAUGAUGCACAUUAUUAUGCUGUUACCGGUUUAGCUUGGGCAUUUGGUGGAAGAUUUUUGUGCAGCUGUAGCCAGGAUAAUUUAUUGUGUGGCUGGAUUUUGCAUGAGCGCCGCCUAGAGGAAAUGACCACAUUUUCUGAGAUGCCCCGUAGUAACGAUUCAACCGGCCCUUCAAGAGAUGCAUUUGAUUCAUGUUUUGGAGUAGCUGUGUCCCCCGGAAAUCUUGUUGUUGCAACUGUUCAUUGCUUUGAUGUUGUUAAACUGAAUCGAAUGUAUGAAGGAAGGAUUCUGAGGGCAGCUAUUGAAUACUUAUGGAUUGGUGGGCUACAAGUGGAUGUUUGGUUGAAAUCUCCCUCUCCAUGUUACAUUGAAGAACUUCCCAGUUUUCCAGAGAAAGAAUUAACUUAUUGGGCGGCCAAUAUCAUAUGGUCUUUAAACCAGUAUCAAUGUCUUGAUAAGCCUCUUGUUUUUUGGGAUAUAAUUGCAGCAUUAUUGGCUUUCAAGGAUAACAAGUCAAAAUAUGUAGAAUAUUUAGUGAUCAAAUGGCUCUCGUUAUCAUAUCUGGGAUCUCGUACGAAUCUUCCUCCUGAAGAGGUGUUAUCACGUGUCAUUUCAAGGUUGUCAGAUGUUCCUUCUCGGUUGCUACACUUGCUCAAUAUAAUGUGUAGACGUGUAAUGUUAGCACAUCUGGAUGCUGAUCAGAUAACCACAAUAAACAGCAAAGAUCAUAACUUAGAAGGUGUAUGUCCUGUCAUUGAAGAGCAAAUGUCUAAUUGGAUCAAAAUUCUUUUAGGCAGUGAAAGAGAGCUCCGUGAAAGGCAUGUGGGUUUUAGUUUCUCUGCUGUCAAAACUACCAAGUCCCAUCUAAAAGCACCUCCAUCGCAACCUGGCCAUUGGUAUCCUGUUGGAUUGGCACAGAUGGAACAAUGGGUUGCUUUAAACAAGGAACAGAUACGUGACCAGUUGAAAUUGAUUGCAUCAAAAGUUACUCAUGGAAAAAGCAGGUUUGCAACCAAGAGAUGUUCAGCAGUGGAGUCAUGCAGUUAUUGUUCGGCAUCUGUUCCAUUUGAAUCACCAGAGUUUGGUUUUUGUCAAAGUAAAAAACGCAGUAAUGAUAACGUUAAACCUCACAAGUUAUCGAGAUGUGCUGUUUGUAUGGAGGUUUGUCCUAGUAGCCCCCUAUGGUUUUGUGUAUGUUGCCACAGGUCUGUGUUUAGAUUGGCACCGGAACCACUUUUUAGAAUGUCUUCUUUUUGUCUAGAUUCAGACUCUUCAAAUAGAACUUCCUCUGACGCAGUAUCCUCAAAACCAUUGUGUCCCUUUUGUGGGAUACUGCUACAGAGAAAACAACCUGAUUUUCUACUUUCUCCUGCACCUGUAUAAGAAUAUUAAACUAUUAUUUGUUUAUUAUGAAAGUGUAUAGUGUAAUUUUAAGAGGUUUUGCUGCUUGUAUCACACCCUUAUCUAUUGUGUAUUAUACAUGAGAGGUUACUUAUUUGAAACCA
Messenger RNA from Trifolium pratense (red clover), 3093 nucleotides. RefSeq lists its product as uncharacterized. Gene Ontology annotation, biological process: transcription initiation at RNA polymerase III promoter. The record is from RefSeq and is a predicted model, not a curated record. The transcript is spliced from 15 exons. Gene Ontology annotation, cellular component: transcription factor TFIIIC complex. NCBI's taxonomy places the organism in Eukaryota, Viridiplantae, Streptophyta, Magnoliopsida, Fabales, Fabaceae. Bases 416 to 2971 code for a protein of 851 amino acids. Gene Ontology annotation, molecular function: histone acetyltransferase activity; protein binding.